Plasmodium gonderi is the source of this 414-nucleotide messenger RNA. RefSeq lists its product as hypothetical. The record is from RefSeq and is a predicted model, not a curated record. The transcript has 5 exons. NCBI's taxonomy places the organism in Eukaryota, Apicomplexa, Aconoidasida, Haemosporida, Plasmodiidae. The coding region runs from base 1 to 414 and encodes 137 amino acids.
AUGAAUAUCGUGAAAAAGCUUCUUCUGUUUCAUCUUUUAAUUAUUUUUCAACAGAUAUUUUUCUCAUCACUGAGUAACGCAAAAAAGGAAAAAAUGAAUCCUAUGGACUUCUUUCCUAGCAGUUCUUUGCUCUACCCCUUGGAUUUUCAAAAAAAUUGGCAAGCGUCAGAACCCAUUCCCGUUGAUAUUCAUUACGAUGUUCCAGCAUAUGGAUACAAAGAUUUACUUAUGGCACUUGAAUAUCAUAAUGAUUUGGAGAAUUAUGACAAAGAGAGGGGAGAAAUAAAAAGACGAAUCAUAAACGAGCAAAAUAGGAUGGAAGAAAACUUAUGGAGAAAAAUUCAAAUAGUCAAGAUGAAGGAAAAAAAUAGGCAAAAUCAGAAAAUUUUGAGGGCCCGCAAAGAUGAGGUAUAA